GAUUAGAUGAUGCAUUUUCACGGUAUUGGUGUAUUUUAGUAGUAGUUAUUAUGAAAUGCAAGCAUGAAAAAGCCACAUGUGCCAAUCCCAUCAAGAAACUAGAUAUAGCAUACAAACUAAAAGCAUGAGAAACAGAGAGAUUAUAUCGCCUAAUAUUCUGCUCUCAUGGUAUAUAGAUUAACCAUUUAACUAUACAAAAGCCUCACCAAAGAUAAAAAGGAGAAAACCAUAGUCCCUCCAAUUAACCCCUCAUAAACCUAUGGUUAAUUGUUUUGUUUCUAAUAUCACCUCUCACUCUUCUUCAUUCAUUUACCUUAAUUUAACAUUCUCUAAUUUAUAAUCUCAUUUAAUUUUCAUUAUCUAUCUUUUUUGCUAAGUGUGGCUAACUCUUAUCUAGUGUACAAUUUUUCAUGGCACCAAGGAGGAGCAGGGGCCUAUUAGAUGGAGGAGAUGAACGUUACGGAUUAAUGUCUUUUGAAAACAAAGACAUGUUCCCUAUGAAACGUAAAAUCAUAAGACAUUGCCAAAAGAAAUUCAAACGAAGACAUCUAUUUGGGGGAUUAAUGGUUCUUGUUUUUAUGAGUGUUCUUACCAAGUUUUUAUUGUUGAACAUUUUUUCUGAUCAGCUAGAUUUGGAUCCUACAAUAAUUCAUUCAAAUGUGGUGAAAGAUGAACCUUCACAAAACAAUUUGCCGACUCUCGAAAUUUGGAAGCAUCCUAAUAGUGAGAACAAUUUCAAAUGCAUGGGACGAGCAAAGAAAGACAUACGGAAAGGAAACGCAACAAAUGGCUACCUUUUAGUUCACGCCAAUGGAGGAUUAAAUCAAAUGAAAACCGGAAUAAGUGACAUGGUAGCAAUUGCAAAAAUUAUGAAUGCCACUCUUGUUAUGCCAACAUUAGAUCAUAAUUCAUUUUGGACCGAUCCUAGUACAUUUAAAGAGAUUUUUAACUGGGAGAACUUCGUUGAAGUUUUACAUGAUGAGGUUGAAAUAGUGGAGUCUCUACCACCUGAACUUGCAGCAAUUAAGCCAGUUUUAAAGGCCCCUGUUUCUUGGUCCAAGGCCAGUUAUUACAAAGGAGACAUGUUGCAAUUGUUGAAGAAAAAUACAGUAAUAAAAUUUACUCAUACAGAUUCUCGUCUAGUGAAUAAUGGUCUAGCUAACUCAAUUCAGAGAGUGCGUUGCCGUGCCAUGUAUGAGGCACUUAGGUUUGCAGUCCCAAUUGAAGAGUUUGGAAAGAAGUUGGUAAAUCGACUUAGAAAUGACAACACCCCUUAUAUUGCUCUCCAUUUGAGAUAUGAAAAGGACAUGCUUGCUUUCACAGGAUGCAGUCACAACCUAACAAAAGCAGAAGCACAAGAGCUUAGAAAAAUGAGAUAUCAAGUAAAACAUUGGAAAGAAAAAGAAAUUGAUGGAAGAUCAAAGAGAUUAAAAGGAAACUGCCCCAUGACACCAAGAGAAGUUGCUGUUUUUAUAGAAGCACUUGGUUAUCCACUUGACACCAAAAUUUAUAUAGCAUCAGGGGAAAUUUAUGGCUUAGAGGGAAUGAAAACUCUUCAAAACAAGUUUCCAAAUUUGCUCAUGCAUUCUAAUUUAGCCACAAAAGAAGAACUUGAACCAUUUCAAGGACACCUUAAUCAACUUGCUGCUCUUGAUUACUACGUAACUGUGGAAAGUGAUGUUUUUGUUUAUAGCUAUGAUGGGAAUAUGGCUAAAGCUGCUACAGGUCAUAGAAAAUUCAAUGGAUUCAGAAAGACCAUUAGCCCUAACAAGGCAAAAUUUGUGAAAUUAAUUGAUAAGUUGGACAAUGGUUUGAUUUCAUGGGACGAUUUUUCAUCAAAGGUUAAGAGUAUACAUGCCAACAAUAUUGGAGCACCUCAACCUAGAAAAGUUCACCGACACCCCAAAUUGGAAGAGAAUUUCUAUGCCAACCCUUUUCCAGGUUGUAUUUGUCAAAAGCCAUUCAGCAUUAUAUUGAACACAACUCAUGACUUCUUAUGAUUUAAUCUAACAAAAAUUAAUGUAUUUUAGGAUGAGAGGAAGUACCAUUAAAAUUGAUAUGAAUGUGUGUAAAUAUAUGUCGAGGGAUUUGGAAAUUUGAGUUACAUAAGUGAUAAUUUAAAUUGAAUAGUAUGUUAGAAUAGAUAGAAAAAGUUAAUUGGUAGGUGUGAUAUAUACUAGAUGGUAUCAUAGUCAUACUAUGAAUUGUAUUUUAGAUUUUGAAUGUUACACUAGCUAGGCUCUCGAAUUCAGCAUGAAUUCAAUUUAGAUCUUGUCAACAUGACUUGAAUUAUAUAUUUAUAUCUUGGUGUCAACUUAUUUAGUUGAUGAUUUA
Cicer arietinum (chickpea) is the source of this 2334-nucleotide messenger RNA. RefSeq names its product O-fucosyltransferase 19-like. The record is from RefSeq and is a predicted model, not a curated record. Gene Ontology annotation, cellular component: cytoplasm. Lineage: Eukaryota; Viridiplantae; Streptophyta; Magnoliopsida; Fabales; Fabaceae.